Molecule: messenger RNA, 3111 nt
Organism: Daktulosphaira vitifoliae (grape phylloxera)
Lineage: Eukaryota; Metazoa; Arthropoda; Insecta; Hemiptera; Phylloxeridae
Gene: exd
Product: homeobox protein extradenticle
Exons: 10
Coding region: 578-1855 (425 amino acids)
Biological process (GO): embryonic organ development; regulation of transcription by RNA polymerase II; neuron development
Cellular component (GO): nucleus
Molecular function (GO): RNA polymerase II cis-regulatory region sequence-specific DNA binding; DNA-binding transcription factor activity, RNA polymerase II-specific
Source: RefSeq, a predicted model, not a curated record
CUGGGAAAUCUGGAACCGCCGGCGCCUCGACAGCUCUCAAUCCCAGUUGUCCGCGUCUCGAUCGUCCGUCGCUUCGAGUUACGGCUGUGUUUUUUUUUUGUUUCUGUUUAUUUCAUUGUUGUUAUUAUUAUUAUUAUUAAUAAAUAUUUACUAGAUGUAGCACAAUUAUUUUUCUAUAUUUUAGAAAUUGAAUUUUUUUUUUUGCUAAAUGAUUUAAUAUUGAUUAGUUUUAGUGUCAUCAAGAUGUCCCCAUGUGAUCCGCGGUAACAAAUUAGUUAAAUAAUUUUUCAAAAAAAUCAUUGUGAGCAUCUAGAUUUGAAAUUGUAUUAUCUAUACCUGUCACUGUCACCUUUUAAACUUGUAGCAGACGUUGUCGUCUCGGUUUGCUUUUGAACCGUUUAAAUCUGUGUGACGCAUUCCUGAAAUAUAAUUUUAAUAAUAAUAUUGACGAGUCUCGUACAUAAUCGUGUAAAGCUAUUCGCUUGUGUGUGUGCGUAUAUAUUCGUGUUUGUGCAAUUUAUCUGCUGUUGUUAUGCUGCUUCAGAUUUGCUCAAACAUAGUGCAAUAAUUUGUAAACAUGAAUAGUAUGGAUGAUCAUAGUCGAAUGAUGCAUCCCAGUGGAACUAUGUUACCUCAACCUUAUGGGAUGUCUUCAGUGGAUCCAAACCAUGGUGCUCCCACACCACCUGAUCAAGAGACUCGUAAACAAGACAUAGGUGAUAUUUUGCAACAAAUAAUGAAUAUCACUGAUCAGUCUUUGGAUGAAGCUCAAGCUAGGAAACACACUCUUAAUUGCCAUCGAAUGAAACCUUCCUUAUUCAGUGUUUUAUGUGAAAUUAAAGAAAAAACUGUGUUAAGCCUACGGAAUACACAAGAAGAAGAGCCACCGGAUCCGCAACUGAUGAGGUUAGACAAUAUGUUAAUCGCCGAAGGUGUGGCAGGACCAGAAAAGGGAGGCGGUGCGGGAGCUGCUGCUAGUGCAUCAGCUGCAGCUUCGGGCGGUCCCGGACAACCGGACAACGCUAUUGAGCAUUCCGAUUACAGAGCAAAACUAGCGCAGAUCAGGCAAAUCUAUCACCAAGAACUGGAGAAAUAUGAACAGGCCUGCAAUGAAUUCACUACCCACGUUAUGAACCUGUUACGAGAACAGUCUAGAACACGGCCGAUCACCCCUAAAGAGAUCGAACGAAUGGUGCAAAUAAUACACAAAAAAUUCUCUUCCAUACAAAUGCAGCUGAAACAGAGUACGUGCGAAGCGGUUAUGAUUCUCCGAUCGAGAUUUUUGGACGCCAGGCGAAAAAGACGAAAUUUUAGCAAACAGGCUUCCGAAAUAUUAAACGAGUAUUUCUACUCGCAUCUAAGCAAUCCGUAUCCAUCCGAAGAAGCCAAAGAAGAACUAGCGAGAAAAUGUAGCAUUACCGUCUCCCAAGUGUCCAAUUGGUUUGGAAACAAACGAAUCCGGUAUAAAAAGAAUAUAGGAAAGGCACAAGAAGAAGCCAACUUGUAUGCAGCUAAAAAAGCAGCCGGUGCAUCACCAUACAGUAUGGGUCCAGCUUCUCAGGGAACACCAACCCCUUUACUAUCACCCGCUCCCGGUGGCGGCCCCCAGGACAGUAUGGGCUAUAGUCUUAGCUUAAAUGGUGCUGAAUAUAGUUCUCCCAUGUCUGGAUCUCAGGCACAGUAUUCAGAUGGAAGCCUAGGAUAUGAUCCAAUGGGACACCAGACAAUGCCCAAAAAUUCUGGGUCUCCUUCAACUGGUUGGAAUUCUAGUCAUGAGUACCAAGCUCAUGGCAUGCACGACGACAGUGAAGAUUCUUCUGACGAUGUUGAUAUCAAACGCCCAAAAAUGUCAUAAGCAUUUAAUUUUAUACAUAUAUAUAUCCAUCUUAAUUGCUAAAUUUUGUUCUUAUAUAUAUAUAUAUAUAUAUAUAUUGUAUAUAUAUUUAUAUAUAUUUAUUUAUAUGUAUAUAUUUGCUUAACUUAAUCUAUAGGUAUGUACUCAAAUGAGAUAUUUGUAUAACACCUGUGGUACUCAUUUUGUGUGUACCACUUAUUACAAUUUUUUUUUUUUCGUGUGUUCUUUUUAUAUAUUAAUGACAGUUAACACAAAUUGCCUCAUUCUAACUAAUAAUGUUAUGGACCUACUGUAAUGAAGAAAACGAAAGACUUAGACCUGUGUUGUGUUUCUUAAACUUCUUGCCCAUCAUCACACAUGUAAGGGAAUAUUUUAAUGUAUAUUUGUAAUGAUUGAUAUAAGUCUAAUAUUAUUUGAGAUUACCAUACUGAAAUUCAGUAGAUACAAUGUUUUAUUUAUAAAACUAUUUUAGUAUCAUAUAAUUAUUAUUAUGUAUGUGUAAUAAUAACGAAAUUAUUGAUUAACUUGAGCUUUUGAACGUUAAUCGUUCACUAUGUAACUUUGGUAUACGUAUAUUGUGCACAUCACCAGAUUAAUUUAGUAAUUUAUAUAGAAAAAUAUAAUAAUAUUAUUGUUGGUUAUGUUUACACUCACAUUUUUUACUACUAUCUGUGAUCUCGAAGGAAAAUCAACACAUUCAUCAAAAUUAUGUACAAUCAUGUAAGUGUUUUUCUCCUUUUUUCACUAAGUAUACGAUAUACACAUGGUAAUAUAACUAUUUUUUUUUUUUAUGUUUUAUUAUUAAUUAAUAACAAAGAUAAUUCAUUAAUAUUAUAGUAAUAUCAUUAAAAAAAAAUUUGUUUAUAAAAAUUGUUUAGUAUUUUUUAUUAUAUUAAACAAUUUAUAUGAUUAUUGUAUUUUUUAAGCCGCCAUGACUAUAAUGUAAUUCUUAAAUAUUUUAUUGACUUUUAGACAUAAUAAUACACUGUAAUGUAUACGAUAUUUUAUAAGGUUAUUGUUAUCCAAAUUGUGCAUUCUGAUUAUUUUUCCUUCAAAUUUCUCUUCUCAUUAAUUUAAAUUCUAUGUUAGUAAACUUUUUUUUAUUUACUCAAACAAAAAUAAAUAAGUACCACCUAUACAUGUAAUAUUUUAUUUUUAUUGAUUCAAGUUAAAUUAAAUUAUAUUGAAUUACAAUUUUACCUAUUCAAAUCAAUUCUAUAUUUUUAAGUGUAAUUAUAUUAAAUUAAUUAGAUUAA